This is a messenger RNA of Diaporthe batatas, 648 nucleotides long. RefSeq names its product phosphatidylglycerophosphatase. Gene Ontology annotation, molecular function: phosphatidylglycerophosphatase activity. The transcript is spliced from 3 exons. Bases 1 to 648 code for a protein of 215 amino acids. The record is from RefSeq and is a predicted model, not a curated record. NCBI's taxonomy places the organism in Eukaryota, Fungi, Ascomycota, Sordariomycetes, Diaporthales, Diaporthaceae.
AUGGGCGCGAACUUUAACCUUUCGGCGUCCUUGAAUAUAUUCAAGCUCCUGGCAAACCCUUCCCUAUGUCUGCCUCACGCGGCCGUCUCGACCUUCAAGGACCUGCCCAUCCCUUUGGACUCAGCCUUCCAGCGGAAGGGUGAGGUCAAUAUCAAAGCAGUCGUGCUUGACAAGGACGACUGCUUUGCAGUUCCAGAGACAAACGAGGUCCACAAGUCAUAUCAGGAAAGAUUCGAGGCACUAAAGGCUGCAUACCCAGGCAGGCGCCUCUUGAUUGUGUCCAACACAGCUGGCGCACUCAGCUACGAUACCAAGGCUCAGCUGGCAUCAGAGCUUGAGAAGGCCACAGGUGUGAAGGUGCUCUCCCACCAGACCAAGAAACCUGGAUGUGGCUCCGAGAUCAUGGAGUAUUUCCGGAGUCACCCCGAAACUGGUGUCUCCAACCCCAGCCAAGUUGCCAUUGUUGGUGACAGGCUCUUCACCGACAUGAUGCUUGCCAACAGCAUGGGUAGCUAUGGUGUCUGGAUCAAAGAUGGUGUCGUCCCACUUCAUCAGAAGAGUAUUUUCUCAAGAAUGGAGCAGAAACUGGGACCAUUUCUGCUUGCCCGAGGAUAUAAGCCCCAGGACCCGGGAAGCCCAUUCGAAUAG